AUGAAAAUACCUCUUAAUACUCUUGAGUAGCCUAAAGAAAUCGAACGUCGUGUAAUUUCUUUCAGCCUAAUUUUAGCUCUUGGCAUCAAUCUUAGCAAGCCCCAACUUCUUGGAAGAGUUGCUUUAAUUAGUGAAUGACAAGAGUAAUGUUAUCCACAAAUUAUCUUUGGGAUCAUUAACUUUACUUAUGGAUAAAUUAGACGAUUAUAUAGAGAAUAUGGCUUAACUAGUAUAAUAGAACUCUAGAUAUGAUUGUUCAUAGUUGUUAAACCUCAUUAAUAGUUUAAUGGAGUAUGAAUGUUAUAGGUAAUAAUUUAAAAAAUAUUGAUAGAAAAUUAUUUAAUUCCUUAGAACAUAUAUUAAGCAUAGUGGAGCAUACAGAUAGUCUGUAAAGUUAUGAGACCAUUAUGAACAUUCUAAUCAAAAUUUGUGAAUAAGCAAUAAAUCUAAAUAAUCCUUAAUAAAAAGAAAUAUGCAAUUAAUAAUUAAGAGAUAAUAUCCCUAGAUUAAUAUACUUUACUAGAUUCCUCUUUGAUCAUAAUAAUGCUCUUUCAUCAACUAAACUUGAAUUGAUUGAUUAUUAUCAUGAUGAUCCAAAUUAUUUAUCUAUUACAGACAAUCCAAUUUAGUUUCCAUAAUUACAAUUUGAAUAUGUAGAACCUACUAUUUUAGAUGAAUCAUAUGCAGAUUUAUGUAAAAAUGGUGUUCACAAAAAAGAAUUGCAACAUUAAACAUCAAUUAAAGUAUAAUAUGCUUAUUUAAAAUAUUUUUAGAAUUUCAGCAUAUAAGAUGAUCAUUCUAUGUCUGCCCUUCUUUUAGCUAAAAAAACAUUAGGAUAAUAAGAUAUGCCUUUAACUCCAUUAGUAGAGGCAGUAAAAUAUAGAAUUUUAAUUUACAGAGGUUUAGCUUCAAAUAAAAUUUAAACAAAUACUUUGGUUUUAAGUAUGUAUAUUUUAUCACUUGAAAUGAAUAUGUUAUUAGAUGCUUUCUGUUCAACUCAAGAUUGUGCUUUAUUAUUAGAUUAAGUAUUUGUGGAGAAAAUAGAAUAUGAACAAUAUUUUAGUAUCUAUGCUAAAUUAUUUUAAUUGAAAACUGUAUAACCUAAAUUAUUAAUUAAAAUUUUAUCAACUUUAGAUGAAAUAUUAGUUACAGAAAGAUAGUAGGAUAAUGAAAUAGCAUUAAAUACAGCCAAAAAUUAUGAUGAAACCUUUUUAUAAUUGAUAUAUGAUGUUUUAUCAAUGUAACCACAUUAAAUUGAAAUUGAAUCAAGUUACCCAUUAAAAUAUAAUGGAUAAUUAUUAAAUGAACAAUGUGCGAGAGAUGAAGAAGUUGCUUGUGGAAUUUUUAAAUUAUUCUCAUCAGAAUCUGGAGUCCUUUUAUUAAGUAGAAGUAAUAUAGCACUAGGAUCAUCAUAAGCUUUAAUUAGAACACUCCUUAUUUAAGAUAAUAAAUUGCUUUUGCCACCUGAAAUUCUUAAAGCUGCUAUUGGAAUGUUAGGAAGGUUGUCUAGAAAAGAAGAUCUACAAAGAGAUCUUAAAAUAUUUAAUGAUCUAAUUAAAGUAGUUGAAAAUCUUAUAUCAAUUGGUCCUAAUCUAAUGAAACCUACAGAUUCAGGAUAUCAACAAAUUACUUUUGAUGAAUCUGAUUCUAUUAUUUCCUUUGCUAUCUAGAGUAUCAAUGAACAUUUCAAAGAUGAUCUUGGAAGGAGAUAUAAUAGAGCUAAUGCACCUACAAUUGCCAGAAAAGUAUCAGAAACUUAGAUAAUUAAAAAACUAUGCAAUUUACUAUAAGAUAGCAGAUAUACUCUUAUUAUAUAGUAAACACUAAUUUUGAUUUCACAUCUUGCAAAUGAAGUUCCUACUCUAAUUGGUCGAUUAAUAGAUUCUUAAUUACCAUAAUAAUUAAAUUCCAUCAUACAGAUUCUAAAUUAUACUUAAAUUAAUAAUAAAAUGGUUAAUGCUAUAUUUUAAUUUUAUUUUAAUGUUUCAUUAAAAGAAGAAGGAUAUGAUCAAUUUAAUACAUUUGGCUUAUAAUUCAUGGAACGAAUUCUUGAUAACUGUUUGAUUCAAUCUAAUGUUCCAAAGGAAUUAAUAACAUCUGUAGGAUAGAACAUUGCUAAAUAUUUACAAAAAAUAGAUAAGGUUGGUCCAUAAGUAAUAAAUAUUCUUAUUAUUGGAUUGGAAAGGCUUUAUAAUAAUUUGAUUGAAAAGAAAAAUAAUUUGAAAGAAAACACAUAUUAAUAAUAUUAUGAAAUUAUUACUAAAAUCUCUAACCUAUCUAUAUUAACUUUCAAAAUGAUUCAUAAUUUACAUCCAUCAUAAUAAGCUGAAAUGAAUGCUAAAGGAUUUUUUGAAAAAUUACUAUUGUUUUUUGAAUUUCCUACUUUUGAUUUUAAAACUGACUUAACUAAAGUAUUUAGGUUAUUUGCUUAAUUAGAUGAACUUGAUAAUCCAUUUAAAGCAUUAACUUAAGUACUUGCCUCUAUUUCUAAAUUGGAAAGUAAAUUAGGUUGUACUUUUGAAAAAACAAACAUUUAAAUUGAUGAAUCAUAUUAUAGUUCUGAGAAAUUCUUUCUAACAUGUCCUUUGGAUUAAUUAUAGUAGAAAUUAGAAUUAGUUUCUUAUUAUUAUUAAAUUGAAUCAUUAAUGGAGGUUUUAAAACAUUAUUUAAUGAAUGGUUAAAUCAGAUAUGAUUAAUAGGAAAUAUCAAGAUUAUUGAAUAAGAGUUGUUACUUAUUUUUAAUAUUGAUAAGAUCUAUUAAAUAUGCAGAAGAUUAGAAGAUGGAAUAAGUAUUCAAAAAAUCUGUUUUCUACUAAUAUAUUUAAUUAUUAAAAGUCAUAAUUAUCAAUUCUUAUAGAGUAAUGAAAAGAAUCAAUAAUGAAUUACAACCACUUAGCAAUUUAUUUUGUUAAUUAAGUUAAAAUUUAAGGAAUGAAAAUAUUUAAGUAAUUUAAUUACAUUCUUAUCUAAUCAAUGAUUUAUUAAAUAAUCUUGUUGAAGGUAAAAAGUAUGCAGAUUUCUAGAAUUUACAUCCAGACUUUUUAAGUUUGUUAAUUAAUUCUGAUUUUCUAGAAAAUCUAAAAUAAGGAAUUAGUUAAUUUAUUUAAUUGGUGAAUCAGAAAAAUAAUAUUGAACAUACAGAUUAAUUGGGUUGGUAAUAUGCUAAUAUUAUUAAAUUGAUUUAUCUUAACAAAAUAGAUCAGAGCAAAAAGAUAUAAGGAUAUAUGUUAAUUCCUAAGUAAAUUGAAGAAAUUUAAAAUCUCCUAACAAUUACAUAAUGUUUAUCAGCUGAUUCCAUAUAUGCAGUUUAAGAAUAGUUAAUUAAUAAAGUAGUUUUUAUUUUCCGCCCUUCCUUCUUAUAAGAUAUUAUCUAGAAAGAUAAAGAUAACUAUUUUUAAAAAACAUAUUAAGUCUUUAGAGGUGAGAAUGGAGGUGAAAUAGAUAUAUUAUAAUAAGAUCCUAAUGAAGUAAGAACAAAACUUAGAGAUAUGGGUUAUGAUGAUGAUGUGAUUACAAUUGCACUUCAAAAUAAUGAUAUUUAUGAUGUCACUAGACUUACUGAUUGGAUAUGUGAAAAUUUCGAUAUGAUUGAAGAAUAAAGAGUGAAAAUAAUUGAAAUUUAAAAGAAUGAACCUUCAUUAGAAGAAGUCACACAAUAAAUUCAAGAGAAAUAAAAAAAUCUUAAAUAAUAUAUCUAAACAAAUAUGUUAAAUUUUAGUAGAUUUGAGGAAAGUAUCUUCUUAUUAUUGGAAGGAUAAGUAAUGCCUUCCUUAUUAAAGUGCUUAAAGUAGGUUGCCUAUGAGUAAUUUAAAUUAUAACUCAAAUUUAAGGAUUGUGAACUUGAAAUCAAACAACCUUAGACUGAGAAUAUAAAAGUCAUCAUUACAAUCUUGCAUUAUAUUUAUAAAUAAAAAAAUCUUGUUGAAGAAUAUGAAAGCAUUGUAACUGAAUUGAUGAAAUUGGCUUAAGAAUUAAUGAAGUUCUAAGAUGAUCUUAGUCUUAAAGCUGUAAAUCACAUAUUGGCAAUUUUAACUCUCUUUAUUACUGAUGAUCAAAAAAAGAAAAAGAAUCAUCAUGAUACAGUUAAUGAUAUCCUUUUGGGAGUAGUUAAUAUAUUAAAAGGUAAAAUUCAAAAUCAUACAACCUCAAAAAUUUGUAUUGAAAUUCUUGUGAGAGCAUUCCAAGUAAAUAAGGAGAAUGUUUCAAAGUUUGUCUCUCAAAUGAGAGGAUUAGAAUAUCUAAUGAGAAUUAAAGGUGAUUCAUAAAAUCACAUGUUUCCAUUAACUAAAUUAGCCCUAUCAAUUGUUCAUGAUAAGAGUUUGGUUAUUGCUUAGAUUGAAGCUAAAAUUAAAAAGAUUCUUUAUAAUCAAGAAUACAAUAAAGAAAUUGAAAAUAUCAAUAAAUAAUAAUAAUAACCUUAAUAAUAGGUUCCAUAAUAACAUUAACCUCAUCAUCCCAUUUGCUUUUAACCAAUUUAUUAUAAUAUUCCCAUAACAAAUGACAUUAAAAUUGCCUCUAAUCAUCCAGCAUUAAUAACAAUUUAAAGUUAAGCCUUUUUUGUUGAAGAAGUAAAAGAGGUUAUGUCCCAUUUAUUUGAAGAUGGAGAAACUAUUGAUGGAGUUAAAUAUUUAAAUCUUAGAAAAGGUUGUUCAUUAUACACUUUCGAUUGUGUUUAACCUACUAGUUUUUAAAAGCAUAAGGAACCAGAAACUGCAAAAAAAAGUAAAUAAAUCUCAAAAAAAAAGAAGAGUGAAGAUAAAUUAUAAUUACAAUCCAACUUUUAACAUACUUAAGAAGCAUAAAUUUUGAUCAAAUUAUUAAUAUAAUAAAUGAUAUGCUCAUUUUUUGAGAAUGAAUAAUAUCAAUAUCAUUGGUAUACUAUUACUUAAGUAUUGUAAAUAAUGAUUAGACGUUAUCCUGUCUUAAUACCAAAAAUAGUAAGAGUGAAUUGUAGUAAAUUAUUAAAGCCUUAUUAAAAAUAAUUAAGUACUGACUAUUAAGAUUUAGAGUUUCCUAGAAAAAUCUCAUUUCUUACUCUUAUUACUAGAAUAAUGACUCCUGCAAAAAAUCUUCUAUUUGAAUUGUGUUUAGAUAAUGUCUUAUUAUAUUAAAUGGCUAAUAAUAAUAUUGUUCCAUUUUCAAAUGAAACAAGGAGAAAAAUUGUUAGUGAAUUGUAUGAUGGCAUAGAAAAACGAAUUAAGACUUUUGAUUCAAUUUUGUGUUAAUACUCAUAUACAUUAAUACGUUUACUAUAGAUAAAGUCAGUGGCAAAAAUUUGUUAUAGAAAUAUUCAUGAUACAGCAAAUUCCUUUAAUUUUAUAAAAUUAUAUAUGGAUGGAAUGAAAAACUUUGAAUUAAACUCAUAUUAUAUUUAUGAAAAGGAAUUAUAAUUUAUAACAGAAACCUUAGCAAUUUUAUUUAAUAUGGCUAUUUAUCUUUUAUUUUAUAAGCCUACUCCAAUUAUCAUUUCUAAAUAACAAUAAGAAUAAUAUGGAGAUCAUUUUCAAUUACAAGGUAUGAUAGGAUAAUUAUUACCAGAAGAAAUCAAUUCCCAAUUAGUACCAAAUAAAAGUAUUUUAUAUUAAGAUUCUAUUAAAUAUUUCUAAAAAUGGCCAUUAUUGCCCAUUUCUUUCCUAGAAGAAUUAAACUAAAAUUAAUAACAUGAAGAGUUUGAAUUUUAAUAAUUCUUAUCUCCUUUUAGAAGAAGAAAUAGACUUGUAAAUGUUGAAUUAAUUGCAAAUAUAGAGGAAGAUGAUGGUAUGUUAGAAUUAGAAUAUGAUGAUAAUGAUAUGUAAAGUGAAUAAAGUGGAGACUCACAUAAUUCUCAUGAAUCAGCUCCAGAAGAUCUUGAAGAAGAAGAAAAUAGUUGGGUAUCUAGUUAAAGUGGAAAUAAUUAAAUAGAAGCAGAAGAAGCAUAGAAUUCUUCAUCAAGUUGGACAGAUGAAGAAGAUGAAGAUGAAGAUAAUGAUUAAUAAGAGGAAGAAGAAGAAGGAAGUGAAUAGGAUGAACAAAAUGAAUAGGAGGAAGAAAAUGCUUCAAAUAGUGAAUUACAAAGUGAUAAUGAAGAAGAUAUGGAUUAAGAAGAUGAAGAAGAUCAUGAAGAAGAUUAAGAAGAAGGAGUAAUUGAUGAGGAAAAUGAUGGAUUUGAAUAAGAGGAAUAAAACAAUGAAAUUUCAGAAGAAAAUAUUGAAGUUACAAAAUAAUUCCAUCAUCUUACUAGUAGAGAAGAUUAAGCAUUUGCUAAAAUGACUAAAUCUAUCAUUCAACUAAUUGGCAUUCAAUUCCCAUAAUAAUUUGUGAAAGUGUUAGAUAAAUUAGUCCAUUAGUUACCUAAAAUGAAUUCUCCAGAUGAUUCUUAACCUAUUAAUUGGUGGACAGAACUAACAUAAUUUAUAUCAAAAUCAUUCUAAUUAGAUGAAAGAACUUAUGGACAAGAAUUGAGAAUGCAACCAUUAUUUAGAGAUAAUAGAUUCACAAAUGAAAUCUUUAGAAUUGACUAAAAUGAUAGAAUAUUUAAUAGAUUUUAAGCAGCAAGAUUUGAUCAAAUCGACAGAUAAGAAAGAAAUGAAUAACUAAGAUAAGAUAGAUACAGAUCAUUAACAUUUAGAAAUAGAAGAGAAGAAUUAUAACUUGAAUAAUAAUUAUAAUAAUAAGCUUAACCUUAAGCUAAUUUAUUUUAAUAACACCAAUAACAUCAAUAAAAUCAUAGUAGAGAAUAAAUUAUUAGAUUAUUUAAUUGGAAUUAAAUCUCAUAAAGUUUAUAACAACCAUAAUAAAAUCUAGCUCCAUUAUAAUAAUAAACUUAAAAUUUGCAAAGCAUACAAGAUUAAUUAUAAUAAUAAUUCUUGAAUUUGCUUAAUUCGACUUAAAAUUUCUAGUAACAGUAACAAUAAUAAUUAUAAUAGUUAUAAUAAUAAUAAUAAGAAGAAGAAUAAUAACAAAAUUAAUAAUAAAUAUAGAUUGAAGAAUAAUAAGUUGCUGUAAGCUAAGUAAACCCAGAAGUUAUGUAAAUAGAAGCAUAAGGUUAAGAACCUGAAUAAUUAGAAAAAAAAUAAGAUUAAUAAUAAUAAUAAUAGUAAUAGUAAUAAUAAUAAUAAUAAUAAUAAUAAUAACAUAUGCAAACAGAAGAAUAACCUUAAAAAGUAGAAUAACUAAAUUAAAAUAUUUAACAAGAGUCAUAAUUAAAUUUAGAAUAAAUUUAUCCAAACACUUUUAGUUUCUUAUAAAGAGUAGGUAGAACUUUCGAUGAUUUAACAAAUAACAAUAUAGAUCCAUCAGUUUUUGAAGAUUUGUCAGAGGAUAUGAUGGUUGAUAUUAUUUCAAAUAUCCCUGAAACUAAAGAAAUAAAUAAUAUUGAGGGAAUAGAUCCUUAAUUUUUAUAAUCAUUACCCCCAGAAAUUAGAAGAGAAAUCUACUAAUAAUAUGUAUAACCAACUUAAAAUCAACCAUAAUAACAAUCAGAUUUAGAUCAAUUAAUUGCUUUAAUCAAUUAAACUCCUUAUGAUGAUAGAGAGGAAAUGUAUUUGUAGAUAAGUGCUGAAUAAGUUAGAAAUUUACCUUAAGAUUUAAGGUAGGAAGCCACCUAUAUAAGAGAUAGAGCUGAUUAAAGGGCCAUCGAAUAGACAGAAAGAUAAUUGUACUAUUAGGUUGAUCCUUAGUAAUAACACUAACGAAAUCCUAACCCAUAACCACAAUAAUAAAGAAAGGAAAAUCAAAAAUCUUUGAAUUUGAAGAAUUUACUUCAAACUUAAAGACAUUUAGUUUAGAAAUUAGGAAAUGUGGAUGAUGAAUUUGCAGAAUCAUUAUUGAGAUUACUUUAUGUUGAAUCUCAUAGCUUCGUGAAUUUUCCAAUAAAUUUAUUCAUCGCCUUGACAAACAAUCCUAAUGUAGAAUAUAAGUUGAUAGAUGCACUAUUUUUCAUUCUUAAGAAUCGUAAUCAUAGAACAGAUUAGAGUUAAUUCCCUCCAUAAAUAUUAAUUAGAAGAAAUGGACUAUUAAGAGAUUAAAGUAAGAUUUAUGAGAUAGUAUCAUUAAAGAUUCUUUAUUUAAUUUCAAAAUUGUAAGGUCCAUCAAUAAAAUACUUCUUUGAAACAAAGAAAUAAGUAUAAUUGUAAUCAAUAGCCAGACUUACAGAAGGUACUUAAGAUCUUCCAUUGUUAUAAUUAAUUUAGCUUUUGCCUUUGUUUAAGGGUGAUCAUCAAGAGUUGUUGAUUUAAGCUAUUUCAAAUAUAACAACAAAGUAGAAGGAUUUUAAAUAAGAUUAAUUAAAUUUAGAUUCAAAAUCUGUUGAAUGUGUUUGUACAAUAUUAUUGUAAAAUAUGAAUAGGAGUGUUAAAAACUUCUCUCAUAUUAUUUUAAAUCUAAGUAAUAAUAAAGAAAAUUAAUAAUUGAUUAUUAAAUAUAUAAAGGAAUUUAUUUAAAAGAUAACUAGAGAAAUAAAUAAUAACUUUGCCAAACAAUGUUAAUAUGAUGAGAUCUUUACUGCAGAUAAAGCUUUAAUAAAUGUAUUUUAAUUUGUUAGAGAAAUGAAUGACAAAAUUGGUGAAAAUAAUGACUAAUAAGAUACAAGAAGUAAUUUUAAGGAAUUGUUAGAAGAUUAAUGUUUAAUAUAAUUAUGGAGAAAUAUGAUAAAAUUAUUGCAAGACAUUCCAUAAUAACAAUUAGCAAAAUUAAGUACUAAAAUAUCUCCAUAUUUGGAAUGCUUUUUCAUUAUUUAUUAAUUGGUCAAUCCUUUUAGAAAGAAUAAGAAUUUUUAAAGAGAACCAACUAAGAUUGCUAGUAUGGAAGGACAAUAACAAGAGGUUUAAGAAUAAUAAUUACAUGAUGAAUUAUUCUAAUAAAUUUGUGAGAGUGGCAAGGUUUUAUUGAAUAUGAUGAUUAGAGAGAGAUUAUAAGAAUUGAGAGAAAAAGGAAAAUUAGUUAAUGAUUCUUUAGGAGUUAUAAUAUUUAAGAAUCCUAGAAUAGUAGAUUUUGAUAACAAACAGAAAUAUUUCAAAAUGGAAUUGAAAUUAUUGAAAAUGCAGAACAAUAGACAUCAUUAUGGAAAUAUCAAUUUAAGAUGUAGAAGAAAGGAUAUAUUUAUGGAUUCAUAUCAUCGUAUAAGUAAAUUAAAACCAGAAGAAUUAAAAGGUAAAUUACAUGUAGAAUUUGAUGGAGAAGAAGGUGUUGAUGCAGGUGGUGUUACUAGAGAAUGGUUUUUGAUGCUUUCAAAAGAGAUUUUUAAUCCAAAUUAUGCUCUCUUUACUCCAUCAUUAAAUGGACAAAUGUUUUAACCAAGCAAUAAGUCACAUGUAAAUCCAGAUCAUGUCAAAUAUUUUAAAUUUAUUGGAAGAAUUGUAGGUAAAGCAUUAUAUGAUGGAUAAUUAUUGGAUACAUAUUUUACUAGAUCAUUUUAUAAACAUAUUUUGGGUUAGAAAUUAACAAUUCAUGAUAUGGAAGAUAUUGAUUUGAAUGAAUACAAUAGUAUGAAGAAAAUUUUGGAAUAAAAUGUUACAGAUUGGGGAAUCUAUUGGACAUAUAAUGUUGAUCAUUUUGGUAAACUUGAAGAAAGAGAACUAAUUGAAGGAGGAAAAACUAAAUUAGUAACUGAAGAAAAUAAAUUGGAGUAUGUUCAAACUUAUUGUUAUUAAAAAAUGGCUAAAGAAAUUAAAGAUUAAAUAGAAGCUUUUUUAAAUGGAUUCCAUGAAUUGAUACCAUAAUCAUUAGUAAGUAUUUUUGAAUGGAAAGAAAUGGAGCUAAUGUUGUGUGGUUUACCUGAUAUUGAUCGUAAAUUUAUUUAUUUUAUUAUUUUAGUUGAGGACAUGAAAGAGAAUAUUGAAUAUCAUGGUUAUGAUAAAGGAGACAAAGUAAUUUAGUGGUUGUGGGAAUUGUUGGAAAGUUUCGACAAAAGUAAAAGAGCAGCAUUCUUAUAAUUUGUUACAGGUAUUAUAUUGUUCUAUUAUUAUUUUAGGUACUUCGAAAGUUCCUUUAGGUGGAUUCAAAGAAUUAAAAGGAAUGCAUGGCCCUCAAAAAAUAUAGGUACAUAAAAAGCCUUAUGUAAAUUUUGAAUUACCUACUUCUCACACAUGGUAAAUUAUAAUUCCAUAUAAUUUAGCUUUAAUUAAUUAGACUUACCUAAUUAUCCAGCUAGAUAAAUUUUGAAAGAGAAAUUGGAGUUGGCAAUUAUGGAAGGAAAAGAAGGUUUUGGUUUUGCUUGAU
This is a messenger RNA of Paramecium pentaurelia, 10197 nucleotides long. Lineage: Eukaryota; Ciliophora; Oligohymenophorea; Peniculida; Parameciidae. The record is from the annotation of a GenBank genome assembly.